GUUUCGCGUAGCUCACAGAACACCUCAAGUAUAUCCCGUCCCGUACGUACUUCAGUAUUGAACAAAUACCUCACUUUUUUGCAAAAUUUCUUUUUAAGGUUGAUUUUGUUAAUUAUUUAACAAUCUUUCAAAAUUCCAAAAAAAUUGCUUUUACUAAAUUGUUCUCGUGAAUCAUUGAACGGUAAAAUCUCAGGACUUUCAGGUACAAAGCGUUUAUUCUCCUGCUUGGGAUUGCACUGGUUGAAAAAUUGAAUAGAAUAUUCAAUUCUUUGCAAGAAAGGCGGUAUUUGUAAUCUUGAUUCGAUUGAGAAGUAAUAAUAAGCAUUGUAUGAUUCUAGUGGUUCGAUUCAUAUAUAGCUUUAAAGAGGAAAAUCUUCAGGAAUAAGAGCAUUAUUUUACAAGCUAUCGAAUAAUUGUUUUUGUUUACGUUUCCGCUGGAAAUUAUCUAUAUUUUAUCGUUUUUUGUUCAUCUCAUUCGUUAUUAUUUUUCUUCAUUCACGGCGUUAAGAACUUCAAGUGUUUUAUUUUAUUUUUAUAUAUUUUGUUAAAUAUUUAAUAUGACUAAUGUAUCAGACAGAACUCCUUUAUUGAAUGAUUGGAGUUCGCAUCUCACAAACCAAAAUGAUCCCGACUGGGAAGAAAUGCAUCGUUCUCGUCAAAAACGAUUUUUUCGAUUCCAGACGCGUCAUAUUGCAUUGUUCUCAUUAGGGAGCGGCAUAUUGCUUUUGUUCAUUUUUCUUUUUACAUUCAACCCCCCUCUUUACCCACCAGGUCAAUACACGGGCCAUAAAGUCAAAGGAAAGUCAGGUGCAGUCGCGACGGAAGUUGCUGGAUGCUCCAACAUUGGAAUAGAUAUCCUCUCUAUGGGCGGAAACGCAGUAGAUGCCGCGGUAGCUUCAACGCUUUGUAUCGGUACUGUUAAUUUUUGUUCUAGCGGUAUAGGAGGAGGCGGAUUUAUGCUUAUUCAAUUGCCAAAUGGAACCUCUGAAUCCAUAAAUUUUCGUGAAAUGGCUCCGGGUAAUGCCUCCAAACACAUGUUUGAUGAAAACCCUAGACUUGCCCAGAUUGGAGCUCUUUCUAUCGGUAUUCCCGGCGAAUUAGCUGGUUUAUAUGAUGCAUGGAACCGAUUUGGUCGACUGGAAUGGUCCAAAAUAGUCAGACCAAGUGCCAAGCUUGCAAAAGAAGGGUUUACUGUAACACCUGCAAUGGAGCAUAGCAUGUUGGACGAAACCACCAAAGACCUAAUGAAUGAUUCAACUUGGGCUUCUGUAAUUGCUCCUUAUGGAACGUUGUUGAAGGCUGGUGAUAUAAUGCGUCGUCCUGCCUUUUCGAAGACUUUGGAGAUAAUAGCCAAAGAAGGUGUUGAUUCAUUCUAUAAAGGAGCCUUGACGGAUGCGAUGGUUGGAUUUAUUCAAGAACAUGGUGGUAUUAUAACCAAAGAAGAUUUUGAGAACUAUUCAGUGAUGAUUUCCGAUGUCAUUGAAACAACCUAUAGGGAUCACAAUGUUCUUACAUGCCCCCUCCCAACGAGUGGGCCCGCGUUAAUCGAGGGGCUAAACAUUUUGGAUGGAUUUCCAAUGGAUUCUUCUUCACUUUCUUUCACAAAGAGAUUACACCUCCAGAUUGAAGCGAUGAAAUGGUUGUCAGCUGGGCGUACUCAAUUUGGUGACCCAGAAUUUAUUCAAGAAAAUAUGGCUUUGAUAUCAAAAAUGAUGUCGAAAGAAUUUGCUUCGCAAGUUCGAGAAAAUAUUUCAAUGACUAGAACAUAUUCUUGGGAACAUUACAAUCCGUCAUACGAUGUUCCUGGCAAUCACGGAACUACGCACAUUUCUGUUACAGAUAACGAAGGGUAUUCCGUGUCUUUGACAUCCACUGUUAAUCUAUUAUUCGGGUCUCAGUUGAUGGACCCUGUUACGGGAAUAGUAUUUAAUGAUCAAAUGGAUGAUUUUUCUAUUCCUGGUUCUUCCAAUGCAUUUAAUUUGACACCUUCACCAUGGAACUAUAUUGAACCGUACAAGCGUCCUCUUUCAUCAGCGGCUCCUACGAUUUUAAGAAACAAACGCGGUAAUUUUAAUAUGGUGCUUGGUGCUAGUGGCGGUAGCCGAAUUGUUACGGCUGUUUUGGAUGCUAUUGUGAAGCGAGUGGAUAUGAAAUACGAUAUUGAGUCGAUGGUGGCUAGUGCACGUUCCCACCAUCAAUUGCGACCGAAUGUAUUAGUUUUGGAAAAUGGAUUUUCCAAAGUGAUCGCAUCCAGAAUCAAGAAAUACUUACAUAAGGUUGUUCGAUUAAAGUCCCGAACUACACCGUUGAGCGCUGUUCAGGCAGUUAUGAAACACAAAGGUAUGAUCUAUGGUAUGAGUGAUCCUCGAAAAUAUGGGCAAGCUGCUGCAUAUUGAUGAUAUAUAAUGAUUUCAACUGAUAUACAUUAGAAUACAACUUUUUUUACGUCAAUUUGAUAUUUAUUUUUAAAAGCUUUUAGGAAAAGGAAAGGAAUUAAAAGCAAAACGAAUGGCAAGGAUGCCUCGUUGUAGGAAGUAAUACACAAUAUUUAGAUUGGAAUGUUUGAUAGCAAUGAGUAAAAAUGGAAUUAAGAAAUUGGAAAAUUAAGCAGACUGAAACUUAUUUGCCUUCUUGCGAAGCUUUUCUUGGCGUUUGGAAAGAGGUUGAUUCGCGGUAGCUGGUUCAGCUUGUUCAGAAGAUGCAGGAUCAUUGGUACCCUGGUUUCGGAACUUUUGUAAUUGUUGAAAGCCCAUACGCAGCAAGGGGAAGGCUUUGUAGCCAACAAAGAUAGGAACCUAUAGACUAUGUUAGCAUGAAGAAGGAUAUGGAAAAGACAUUUGUCAACAUACCAAUAAAUAGAGGGCAAAAAACUUGGUAGAGGUAAGAGAAGAAAGGAGAAUGAUAAUCCAAGAGAAAUACAUGUAAUCAAUCAUAUAAGAAGUAACGCCGUGUUGCAAAAGAUCCUGACCCACGUACAGCAAGGCGCCUCUCGAGUCGUAUUUAGGAGCAGCCGCACGGUUGAGUUG
Messenger RNA from Schizosaccharomyces octosporus yFS286, 3026 nucleotides. Its product is annotated as gamma-glutamyltranspeptidase Ggt2. Lineage: Eukaryota; Fungi; Ascomycota; Schizosaccharomycetes; Schizosaccharomycetales; Schizosaccharomycetaceae. The record is from RefSeq and is a predicted model, not a curated record. The transcript has a single exon. Gene Ontology annotation, molecular function: glutathione gamma-glutamate hydrolase. Gene Ontology annotation, biological process: glutathione catabolic process. The coding region runs from base 558 to 2396 and encodes 612 amino acids. Gene Ontology annotation, cellular component: fungal-type vacuole; plasma membrane.